Messenger RNA from Caretta caretta (loggerhead turtle), 359 nucleotides. The record is from RefSeq and is a predicted model, not a curated record. Lineage: Eukaryota; Metazoa; Chordata; Testudines; Cheloniidae.
AGAAGUAGGUCCUAAAAUUUACUCUGGACUGCAGCCAUCCCAUCGAAGAUGGAAUCAUGGACGCAGCCAACUUCGAGCAGUUCUUGCAGGAACGAAUCAAAGUAAAUGGAAAAGCUGGUAAUCUGGGUGGAGGUGUGGUGACCAUUGAGAGAAGCAAGAACAAAAUCACUGUAACUUCAGAGGUUCCAUUUUCCAAGAGAUAUCCGAAGUACCUUACUAAGAAAUAUCUAAAGAAAAACAACUUGUGUGACUGGCUGCGUGUAGUUGUCAAUAGCAAGGAAAGCUAUGAAUUGCGAUACUUACAGAUAAACCAGGAUGAAGAAGAGGAGGAAGAGGAGGAUUAAAUCCAUGUGGAUCUG